Pocillopora meandrina is the source of this 12102-nucleotide messenger RNA. NCBI's taxonomy places the organism in Eukaryota, Metazoa, Cnidaria, Anthozoa, Scleractinia, Pocilloporidae. The record is from the annotation of a GenBank genome assembly.
GACGAAAGUAAAAUGGCGCGUGGUUUGAAGUCUGGAGAGAUUUGAUUCUGGAAACGUUUCCUGUCGACUAAAACCUCUUGAAAGAUUAUAAUUUCAAUUGAAUAAGGAAUGGUGCCAUCAGAUUCGUCUGAACCUCCGCGUUCAGAAGUUUCUAAAGUAAAAUGGUUCACAGAAGGGGUAAGUUUCACUAUAACGCGUGAAGACUUAGUACAUUUGUACCAAGCAGUGUAAACUUCAUGCAGGAACAGCAUACAGUCACUUUGUCGAAUAUUUCUCUGAAAAGGUACUCAAAAAUAUGAUAACACCCGUUUAAUUUGUGUAUACCACACUCAGAUUGACUGCACUACAUAAAACAAUUUAAUUUAUCCUUGGUAGACAAAACUGUCAAUCUGUCAACUGCUAUGCUGUAUUAUGUCAACCACAGAUAAAGCCAUCUGCACUCUGUAUUGAAGAUAAAGUUUCUUACACUGUCCAAAGUAGAUACAGCUACCUAUAAAGGCAAAAUUUAUUACAAACAUCUCAACUGUCUACUGUAGAUUAAGCUAUAGUGUAUCUACAUGACUAUAUCAACUGUAGACAAAGUAGAAAUCUGUAACUACUAUAAUAAGAUAGUUUAGUGUUACAAACUGAGUUGAUGGUGUAAAUUAGCGCCAUAAAGAAUUUCUAUAUCAUUUUGAGCAUUAACCUUGUGUUACUUGCUCUGAUGAAGGGUUUCCACCUGAAAAUUUGGCUUAGAAACUCUUUAUGGUGGCUAAUUUACAUCAUCAACUCAGUUGACAAAGUCAAAUGAUCUUGUUAUAAUUCCCACCAAUGCUAGACCAUUGUUUCUUUAGGAACUUACCUCCUUUAUUCAGAUAUCUACUAUAGUCACAGGAGAUAAGUAUAUGUAAUAUAGACUGAAUAGAUGGCUGUCAGCUAAAGCAUUGAUAAUUGAUUAAUAUGUUUGUAUAUCCAUGUGUCUUACUUAGGAGUUUUGGUGGAGGACUUUUGCUGCAGUUACAUGGGUGAUGAUUAUCCUUCCACAUGCACUAUUGCUGUCCUCAUUAGCAGCAUCUGUAGAUCUUUUUCAUCCCUUCAACUGGAUUUCAGGUGAGUAUUUAAUACCAUACCAGGGGACAUUAUGCUUUAGUUAAUGUAUAUUGGCCUUACAACAGCCUUGGUUGAGUUCACUAUGUCCUGUUGUUAGAUUAACUGCCUCCGAUACCAGGGGUGAGCACCUUACCCUUACAAUUUCAAUUCAUUAAAGGUUAAAAAUACGUUGUAAUUGUGAAAAUAAUGAAAAUGGUGAAAAUCAUUAUGAAGUGGAAGGUAAUAAAACUGAUCAAAUUUAAGAUUCUUUGAAUGAAAAAUACAAGGAAGUCAUCUGCCCUUUAGAGAGAGAAUGUCUACUGAGAUUUUAGGAGAGAGGUUCAUUACCCUGUUAUAGCUUUCUUUUACUACAAUACAAAUUGAGAAAAAGGAAUGAAGAAAAGCUGAUUAAAUGCUGUAUGUGGGGAUGGAAACAUAUGAUGGGAUUAAAAUUUAUAGAAGCAGUGGAACUUCCUCUGAGUAUGUGCUAAGAAAAAAGUAUACCAUAUGGUGAUGUGAGCUAAUUUAUUAUAGUAUAGACCACUACUGCCGCAUGACCCAGGUAUACCUUGCUAAUAAAUAAUAUUAUCUAUACUCCCUUUCUAUCAUUUUUUAAAGGUGGCUUAUCUCUGGUUUUAAGCUUUCCAUUUUGGGUAUCUACUUGUUUUUAUGGAGCUAUCAGUAUUGUGGUGACGCUGUCAAAUUCCAAAUUCAAUACUGGUUAGUAUACUAAGUGAUUAUGAUAAAAACAUGUUAGCUACAGGUAGUUUGGUGGGUAGGCUGAGUUAUAAUUUUCACUAUACUUAAAAAAUGACUCAUCAGGUCUUGGUUCUCUUGAGCUUUUCACUUCCAGGAAUGAUAAAUAGGUAAAUUCUCCUUACAUUAUCAGUGUAUUAUCCAGCAGACAAGUGACGAGAAUGAAGAAAAUAUCGACUAGGGUUUUAUCAUUUGAUUUAACACAAAGUUCACAGAAUUGACAUGAGAGAUGCAGGGCAGAUGGUGAGGAGAAUCAGUACUGAAACCUUGGCAGUAAAAUAGGUUAACCCUUAACUUUCUAACAUCAACAUGCAUAUUCUCCAUACUGUUCUCUCUACAUCUCCCAAGGUGCUGAUAAGGAGAAUUUGUUUGUUAAUAGUUAAGAUUUUCUUCAGUUGGUGAUUGUUUUCCCUAUUCUCUUGACUUAAACUUUUGUUUCAGUGAUGAUAUUGCAAGCCCUAGGGAGAAAUUAGGUGGUAGUCACUUUAAAUUUUUUGUCUUGCAGUUAAAAAUGUUACUCAUCAGAAUCAAAUGUCAGCCUUGUUGUUUCCCCUUCACCCAGCAAGAAUGUUUCACAUUUUUUUGUUCACAUUGUGUGGGAGCCUUUCUGCCUGGUGUUUCCAAGGAAUCAUUGGUGAUGAGGAGGAUGUUUUAACUAUAUUAUGUGAAACGUAAGGGAGGCAUGUUGAUUUAUGGUGAAUGAAAAUUAAGUUUGAAAAUUGAUCAGGAAAAACUCCAGCUAUUUAACCCACUUACAUGUUCUUUUGGCAGUAUGAGAGAUUAGACUCUGUAUUACUUAUUGUUCAAAAGAUUAAUUAUUUUUUCUGUAUAAUGAUGUGAACAUUUAUUGUUUACAGUGCUGACAAUUCCUUACCAAAUGUAAUUUGUAACAUUGACCUUUUUGGUCUCGUAUACCUAUAGAUCAGAAGAAUAUUGUUUAAAUGAGCGUCUAGUUUUUGGCAUUCUUUUUGGAGCAUGGUUGGUGAGUGCAGUUUUUUAUAUAAAUAGAUAUUAACCCUCCCAUGAGUGACCAAGACAGAAUUUCUCCUUACAAUAUUUAUAUACUAUCAGCGAGAUAAGUGACAAGAAUUAGGGAAAAUAUCAAUUUGGGGAUAAUUAGUUGAUCCAAUACUAAAUUCUCUGAGCUAACGUCACAAGAACUGUAUGGCAGACAGUAAGGAGAAUUGCCAAUGAGAUCUUGGUAGUUAAAGGGUUAAAUAGUCAUUAAAUAGGUAUUAAAUAAAUAGAUAAUAAAUUCAAGUCUACAAAUUGUGAUACAGAAGAAGACAAUGAUAAAUUUUAAACUGAAUAUAUAUGUAUAUGCACACCACAUUUUGAAGGAUACCAACAUUAUGGUAUUUUUGGCAUUUGUUUCUUUCUUAUCAACGUCUGUUUAUAUUUUAGGGUUUUUAUACAAGUCUGAAUUACUUCUUGAGAAAGAAAUUUCAUUUUGUAUUUCCUCGAGUUCAGGUGAGUUUUCUUCAUGUUAGUAUUUGAUUUGAAGUCUGGUUUAUUCAAAUUUUGUGUUGUGGUAUGAUUUGUUGAUCAAUGAUAUUUCUCUGUGCCUUACAUGUAUUUUUGUCAAGGGGACAGUCAUUGAAUUCCAUUUUUUUUAUUACAAGCAGCAAAAGGUCUUGUUCCAGAUAAAGUUGUCAGUAGGACCAUGUGUAAAAGAGAGUAUCAUUGUCUGCUUAAAGGUGAGAUAGAGCAUUCUUCCCCUCCCUCCCUCCCUCCCUCCCUCCCUCCCCCCCCCUCCCAUCUCAUCAUGUGUUUAGAUGAUGCUAAAAGUAACUGAAUGCAUAAAAACUCCUCUUGAGCUUAAAGAUUGAUUCUUCUCCUUCUUCAAGGUCUGUCACGGUUGUUUUUAGGUGAAUGAUAUUUUUAUCAAUUUUUAUCUUUCAUAGGCAUGUGGAUGGUACUACCUUUUGUAUUACUUUUUAGGUAGGUGUUUGUCCUAUCCAACUUAAAAGCUUAGAAUGUUAGCUUUUGUCUUCACGUUAAUGGCCAUUAAAAAAUAAAAGCAAAAUUGAUUACCAGAACAAGUUAUGUUAGGCAAAUUUUAGUAAUGAUGGGAUUAAAUUGAUUCCCAAACAGUUAAAAAAAUUGCUCCUGUAAUCAUUCUUAUACUCAUUGAUUUGUCAAUUAAGAUGCAAAAGGUGGAUUAAUUUUUCUUCAGCACUAUUGCUUUCCCCUCUUUCCAAUAUGUCUGAAAACCACAAAAAAUUCCCAAUUUUUUUUUGUCAUGUUCCAUACUUAGCUUUCUUGAGUUACAAAUGAACCCUGUAAUCAAUCAGAGGAACAUUUUUGCAUAAAGCUUUUAAAGAAGUUUUUUUCCUCACACAUUUCUUUCAAUGGUUGUUCAGCUGAUUUAAUGUUUUAUUGGUGCUGUUUAAGAUCCCAUAAUUCAUGCUGAAAGAGAUGCUAAACUGAAAUCAGUUGCUGUUUUUGAUCUCAUUGACAUCUUUCUGUUUACUGAACCACAGGUAAUAUUCCCAGAGAUGCCACUGCCAACAUUCUAGAUAUUUCUUUGGACAGGUAAAUUUGCAUCUUUCAUCUUGAUGAACAGCAUUCUAGAAAAGUGUUAAACAUUCUACUUACCUGAGUUUCUGUUUUCCAUGUUUAUAUUGUAAGAAUAUCAUCUAUUAAACCCACUUUGCAGAAAUGUGACACCUCUCAACUCCAUAGCAGGCCUUCUGAACCUUUCCCAGUUUUGGCACCUUGUGACAACUGGGUCAUUAAUUUUGUUUGUUUGGACCUUUGGUAACAAACUUCUUAUUAUCUUCCACACACAGGUAAAUAUGUAAAUUAUGAUGUAGUUUAUAAUGCAUUGUAACGUUACAAUACAUAAAGUACACAUUAAUUUCUGUGAUUUUAUUGGAUAAAAUUCAUUUCAGAUAUACAGAUUCCCAGUGGAGUAUUCACUCAGUCAUCAACAGGACCAAAGUCUUUGUGUAGUGAUCAAAAAUAAAACAAUCCCAUUAUUAAAGGUACAUCUAAAUGUUUGCACCUUAACAUAAGUAUGCACAUUCUCCAUACUGUUCUCUAUACAUUUCCUAAGGUGCUGACAAGGAGAAUUUGUUUAACAAUUGAGAACUUCUUUACUUGGUGAUCAUUUCCUUUUAACCAUCUAAUCCCUAAGAGUGACAAGGUUCUACAAUAUCACCCCUGAAUGAAAGGUUUAUGUCAUGAGAAUAAAGGAAAUGAUCAGCAACUAACAAUUGAAAGCUCUUGAUGAUUUUACAAAUCCUCCCUGUUAGGACCUAGGGAAUGUUUGGAGAACAGUAUGGAGAAUAUACAUAAUGAUGUUAGGGUGUGAAUGGUUAAUUAAUCUUGUUACCUUUGUGUUUGAUUCAGGCGUAAUGUUGUUAGUUACUUGUACAUGAAGUAGUCAAAGGGGUAAAAAGUGAAUAUAAAACUUAAUGGAUACAAUUUGCUCACUUCUGAGAGUUGUAGAAUAUACUUGCAUUUCAGUGUGACUUUCCAAUGACUGCUCAUCAAAAUCAUUACAUAUAAAGUAUAUUUUUCUUCAGUGUAUACUUUUAUUUUUCUAUUUCUUCCACAGUAUCUUGCUUUGUUUGACCUGGUACAUUUGUCCCAGUUUAGCCUGACAAGAAGAAAGCAGAUUUUCUCUCUUAGUCAACCAAGUGAGAUUUAUUUCAACAUCUGUCCUUAUUUUUCACGAUGCAAAUUUCCUAUUCUGGUACAUGUCCAUAAUUCAGUUUGACCUUAUACUACAUAUUUCUGUCAAAUUCAGAAAAUCACCACCAGCUUGACCCUUUCACUCCCAUGAGUGACCAGGACAUAAUUUCUCCUUACAGUAUCAAUAUAUUAUUAAGCAAACAACUGAUCAGAAUAGCGAAAAAACUAUUAACUAGGUGAUUAUCAUUUGACCCAACACCAAACCUCAGAACAAACUUCAUAAGAAAUAUAUGACUGAUAGUAAGGAGAAAUUUCAUCAAGAUAUUGGAAAUGAAAGGGCUGACUACGUCAUAAUUGUUUUUGGUGUGUCAUAAUCAAUCAUACCCAUGCCAGGAGGUCAGCAUUUGCAAGGAAACCAGAAAUCACAGAUUUAUCAUUGUCACUGCUUACAUGAGAAAACUUAUUAAAUAAGUUUUCUCAUGUAUGAUUAGCUUGUUCUCUGAAACAAAAUCACAUUCCAGAAAUGUUUCUUGUAUUCACAGUUUUCUGAAUUUCCCAAUAAGGUGUUACUUAUCAAAAGGCACCCUAUUGGGGUUGUGGCUAAGAGCCAACUGCCAGCAAAAUUUGAUGGAUGAAAAGUGACAAUUGUUGAUUGGGCACAUCUGAGGUUACACACUUACAGUUUAAUAUUGAAUGCUAUCUUUAAGCUGCUUCUCUUAAAAUUUCAGCCAGCAGCCCAAUUUCUUAGCUACAACCCUGCACUAUACAAGGUCUGGUAGAUGGUUAGGUGUGUCUUUAUAUUAGAUCCUUAAAGUUGGUUGUGGUAGUGAUGAGAAAUGUUUUCUCACAGGUGGUCGGCCAGACAACUGGACAAGUAUAUCCACAGAGUGUCUGUCUUUAAUUGAAUCUCUUACACAUAAACUGUCUGCAGAGGUUUCUUUGCAAACUCAUCGUCAACAGCCUGUGUUGGACCCUAAAGUGCUUGGCCCAGCUCUCGUCAACGGACAUGCCAAUGGACAUACAGGUGUGUAGUGUGUGUUGUGGUCUGAGGUGGGAGUGGGGAAUAGUACCCAGCAAAUUGACAGUGUGCAGAUGUGAUUCAAGUUAACAAGACCAAAAAUUUCAACAGAACCAAUUGAAGUAUCGGAAUGGUUGCAUGGCUUCAGCUUAAUCCUUUAACUCUCAUAAGUGACCUACUAAAUACAGAAUUUCUCCUCACAAGAUCAUUUCAAUAUCAAGCACACAUGAGAUGAGAAUGAAAAAAAAUAUCAAUUAGGGGAUUAUUAGUUGACCCAGUGCCAAAUUCUCCAAACUGACAUCAUAAGAACUGUAUGGCAGACUGUAGGAGAAUUUAUAACUAGAUCAAGGGAGUGAAAGGGAUAAGCCUUUUUCACAGAAUCACUCAAGUUAAUUGCAACUACAGAUUCAUCCCUGUAUCCAUGUUUAUUUGCAAGAUUAAGUUGUUUUAAGUAAAAGAAGGCCUAAUGAUGAUAACUUACCAUUCAUUUCAACUUUGGUAUGAACUUCUUUAUAAUGGUUAUCAAAUGAAUAAUUUUUUUUCUUAGGACAAAGCUCUCCUUUGUUAUCCAGUCCAUAUCAAUCACCAUUAAGUGUGACAAGGAGGCAUCAGUCUCUGUCAUCACCAGGAACAGUUUACCUCUGGUCUGACAAAACUGGUGAGGUCUAUUAAAAGUAUACAGUAGAACCUCAAUUAUCUAGACUUAUGGAGACUGGGCUGAAAAGUCCAGACAAUUAAGUGAAAAUACUUGUGUGAUUAUAGAUAAGCCAAAAAUAACACCGAUCAACUUUAAAUGGAAUACAUAUUGUUUCUCUAUCAAUAUAAUUAUGCGUGAAUGAGAUCAAAUUAUUGUGCAUAAACUGUCAACAUCUGCUGAAAAAAGAGUUACACACAAGUUAUUAAAGCUCUCCAACAACAAAAAAAAGAAAUGGGAACAGAGAAUCAAGUCUGGGUAAUAAAAAAAAAUGGAUAAUUGAGGUCCAUAUAAUAGAGCUUUGACUGUAACAUCACACUAUUUGUAGCUAAUUUACUCUGGUUUUAUGUGCAAAACUACCUUACAUCUGGUAAAAAAGAAAAACACCACUGAAACAGUCAACAAUCAGUUGCAAGGGAAUGGAGUUGGGGAAAAAUUGGAAGUGGAUUGCAAAAAAUGAACCUAAUAAAUGCAGCCUAAAUUUUCAGAUCUGCAGGUUAUGAGUUAGUCCAUAGCUGUACCUUUUUUCUCUCCAACUUAACCCUUUAACUCCUAUGAGUGACCAAAACAGAAUUUCUCCUUACAAUAUCAAUACAGUAUCAACUAGGCAAGUGAUGAGAAUAAAGAAAAAUAUCAAUUUGGGGAUAAUUAGUUGACCCGAUACUAAAUUCUCUGAACUAACAUUAUAAGAAUUACAUGGUUGACAAUGAGGAGAAUUACAAAUUUGAUCUGGGAGUUAAAGGGUUAAGUGGGUAUGAGUCUGAGAAUUGCCAUAUUUGUUGUUCUCUUAGAAAACACACAAAAGAUACCCUCUCCCAAAACCAAGAAAGAUUUUGGUGUCAUCAACCAUUUUAAAGGCAGAGUGAAUGAAAUGGUGAGCUGAAUUGAAAAAAUCAAAAUUCUAUAAUUUAAUUUGAUAUUCAUUGUAGAGUAGUUUGCCAUAGAUUUUUAUCAACAUUGAAGUGUUUGGAAGGGGUCUUGUAAACACCCAAUGACGGUGGGGUGUUUUGAUCAUUUAAAUUUGGAUAACUGUCAUUGUACCUUCUGGCACAAAAGGUAUGUUUGUUGAUCAAGCAAUAGCCAUGUUAUCAGAUGCCAAUCUUGACUUAUGUUAGAGGAGCAUGGCUUAAGAAGGCUGGGGUCCAAUGGUGUAUAACAGACCUGUGUUUGUUGAAUGUCAAACUUGCAACACAUCCACAAUCAAACCACAUACUUUGACUUUUGAACUUUAUUAGCCAUUAAUAACCUACUUUUCCUUCUCAAUGUGUCACAAGCAUUUCCUAAUAUAUAUAUAUAUCCUCCACACUUUCUCUCUACAUUUCCCAUGGUACUGACAAGAAUUUGUUUGAUAACCAGGAGCUCCUUUAAUUGGGGAUGAUUUCUUUACUUUUCCAUCAUCAUUCAAGGGUAAUAAUGUAAAAAGAAAUUAUAAGCCAUUCACUCUUAAGGGUUAAAGGAUCAAAAGGAAACCAUUACAGAUGGUUCUCCUCUCUGUUUUCCUUCAGGUCGACAGUUCUGUCUCAAAGAUCAACCAGAUUCCCCAUAGGGUGAGUUUUUUUAAACAGUAAAUUCUUGGUUACAAUUCAUAGGAAUUUUUAUAAUUUUCAACAUUCAAGGUGCAAGAUGCUGACUCUCCUUUCAAUGAUUCGCAUAAAUUUCAUAACUACAGUUAUAGAAAUUUAGAGGUAAAAAAGCGUUACCAAGUUGAUAUUGAUUUGCCAGCUUCCUGAUUGCUGAUCAUGAUUGUGUGUCUUUGGUCCAUUUAGAUUGCUUGUAGAUUGAAAGAGAUACCUGUUAUUGGAUUUCUGUUUGAUAAGGUAAAAACAUCAAGGGUGUUUUUUUGUUGUUGUUGUAAUUGGGCUUUUUUUUGGAGGGGGGGUGGGGGAAGAUUGGGUGGAAUCGAAGAGGUGGAACAGCAUCCCCUCCACUUGUUUGUGUUUUUUUUCCUUCAAUAAGAUCUGCAAAAAUAUAUGUUUUUGUCUGAAGCAAUUUGCUUGCAUCCUGUUUUUGUAAAUUUGGGCCAGUGAAAAAUUAUCAAAAAAACAAUUCAGGAUUUAAGCAAUGAGUUUCUAGUUCAAUUUCUAUUUAAAAAUCUCACCAUUUUGCUAGAAGGUAUCCAAGUAAUCAAAUUUAACUAUGGUCUGUUGUUAGAUUCCAGAGACACAAACACAAGCUCUUUUUGCAGAUUGCCAGCUUCAAAUUUGGGCUGUGGAAGGUGAGGAAGUUCUAAUCUUUUUUUUUAUAAAUUUAAUAUUCCAUGUACAAUGCUUUCUUGACUAAGUUUGUGUCACUCUCAAUUGUUAUAAUGUUUUAUAAGAAUCCUUCAUGAGAUGUUAUUAACCCUUUAAGUCCUGUGAGUGAUCAAGACAGAAUUUCUUCUUACUAUAUCUAUACCAAAUCAUGCAGACAAGUGAUGAGAAUAGAGAAAAAUAUCAAUUAUGGGAUUACUCAUUGAUCCAAUACCAAAUUCUCCAAACUAACAUAUUGGGAAUCAUUUGGCAGACAGUAAGGAGAAUCACUAUUGAGAUCUUGGGAGUUAAAGGGUUAAAGUAUUAAGUGUAAUGCUUCAAAUUCCCUUUUCACUCUGCACAGUCUCUAAAAUUAUAUAUAUUUUCCUCUCUGUCCUUCUAGCCCUAUCAAGACUAGUUGCUUCAUCAUAUACAGAAGAUACAUAUGGUGUUGUACAAAAGGUAAUUAAAUCUCCAUUUGUCUUUUUUCCUAUUCAGUGAAUGCCUUUUUGUGGUGGUGUAUAAUCUACAAACCUGGUUAUUUUAUUUUGUUGGCUUUGUCAUGGAGUCAAACAGUGUACAAUAAUAUUCUUAUUUCUCUUUCAGAGUCUUCCAAAAAUUUUCGUCUCUCUCUUGAAUUUACUUCAGGUGAGUCAUUCAGGGACUUCAUUACAGUAUUCGAUUUUAGACACUCGUGGAUUUUAGACCCUAGUGUCCCUAGUGACCCCAGUGUCCGAUUUUGGAUUUUCAACACAAGUGUGGUAUUUUGGAUUUUGGAUUUUUGAUUUUGGACACUAUGGUUCCAUUUUUAUUGGAUACUAUUUUCCGAUUUUGAACGCUAGCUUUAAAAUUUGGACAGUAUUGUCCGAUUUAAGUUUUCAAUUUUAGAAAGAGGCCCCUUUUGCAGUCUCGUGACCAAAAUUUGGACGUUAAUGUUCGCUUUAUGGCACUUCUGAUUAUGGAGACAAGUUUGUGAUUGUGGACACUGUGUACCGUCUUUGAAUACUAGUUUCUGAUUAGGGACAUACAUGCUUGAUUUCUGACACCAGUGUCUAACGUUCCUCAAAAACCGUUCUUACCUGCAUUACCAAGAUAAUUUAUAGUUUAUAAUCUCUGGGCAUUACUUACUUUUUUUUUUCGUUUUUUUUUUCUGGCGCUUAGGCUUUGGACCAACACUCAAAGCUAUCAUUGGCUUUAAUCUCAAGACCAGAGAUUCAGCCCAGACCUCCUCAGCCACAAGGGUAUCAGUUAAGAGCAAGUAAGUAUGGUGCACAUCAGAAGAGACAUUAAAAUUUAUUCCUCACACUGUAAUCGUAAGAACUUAAAUAAUUUAUAGAAAGAAUACACGGUCCAGUGAUUAAAAGUAUUUAAAACAGAGUAGCUUUCUCGCGAUUAAUAGAAGUAAUCCAGGGUGUAUUAGUUCUGCUAAACCACGUUCUGUGAUUGAUCUAGAAAACUUGGUAGAACACGUUUUCCCACGUUUCAUUUAGAUUGCUUGUUCUUACUCCUUGCCAUAUUUUCUCUUGUUCUGAUUGGCUUUUGCGAUCACGUUGCUUUUGCUCGUGCGAUACUCAAUCCAAAUGCAGUCUGAACCAAUGGAGAUUUGUUCCUCGCAAUCUGCGAGUACAAAUUUAGGUGUUUUUUUUCUUCGGUAUGAGCGCCAAACAUGGUAGCACAAAAGUGUGGCCAAGUUAAGCGCUCCUAACUCAAAAUAUCGCCUGAAGUGUUGUAAAAUCUUUCCUUUCAUCCUGUAACUUCACAAAAAAAAAGGGUUGUUGUUGGAGAAGCCUUGCUGCAACUUUACGCGUCGGAAGGAAUUCAUUCUUACUUGCUGUGAACUGGCUUCUGUUUAUCACUCCUCUAUCGUGUAGUUUGUAUUUAUAAAUAUAUUUUCAUUUUAAUUUUUGUAGCACUCGUGUCUUCGAUCUACAGAAUAACCAAAAUUUUCCAUGAACAUUUACGGUAAGUUCGACUUCUCCCUCUUAUUGUAAAUGAUUUUGUUGCAAAUUAGAACGGAUCGCUAUCUAUUUCUUCAACUUGUGAUGAUACGUUUUUAAAAUACUUCUCAAUGUUUGAUGCUCGCAUCACAGGAAGCCCAAGCUCACAGACUGACCCGCAAUAAAAACGUUGUGCAAUUGGCGAAUUAUAAGGAUUUGUUUGAGAAUAAAUGAUCGCACUCUCGACUUAAAAAAUCUAAGCUAGUUUUGAUUAAAGUCAAACUUACCUUGUCACAGUGGUCGUUCCUUAACCCUUUAACUCCCAGAUCAAAUUUGUAAUUCUCCUUACUGUCAACCAUACAAUUCUCAUAAAGUUAGUUCCGAGAAUCUAGUAUUUGAUCAACAAAUUAUCCCUAACUUGAUCUUUUUCUUUAUUCUCAUCACUUAUCUGGUUGAUAUUGUAUAAAUAUUGUAGGGAGAAAUUCUAUCUUGGUCACUCAUGGGAGUUUAAAGGAUAAACUAGUUUAAAUUUUUAAGGUUGACAAAGCGACCGUUUAUUCCCAUACAAAUAUUUCGCCCAAUGGCACAACGUAAAGGUGUUUGCAUAUCUACAGAGGCUCAUCACUAGCUUGGACUUCCUUUGACUCCUCAAAGGGACUUAGAACUGACAAUCCCUGUCAACGUCUUUUAUUUCACAGGAACCUACCAAUGGCUGUAGAACAUGAAAAGAAACUUGAAUCGUUUUUGAUGUUCAGAGAGUAG